This is a messenger RNA of Mycena indigotica, 4920 nucleotides long. Its product is annotated as ATP-binding cassette transporter. Gene Ontology annotation, biological process: transmembrane transport. Gene Ontology annotation, molecular function: ATP hydrolysis activity; ABC-type peptide transporter activity; ATP binding. The transcript has 38 exons. The coding region runs from base 109 to 4920 and encodes 1603 amino acids. NCBI's taxonomy places the organism in Eukaryota, Fungi, Basidiomycota, Agaricomycetes, Agaricales, Mycenaceae. The record is from RefSeq and is a predicted model, not a curated record. Gene Ontology annotation, cellular component: membrane; fungal-type vacuole.
AAAAGAUUCGCGUCCAACCCAUACGGAACCGUCACCUUUGACUCGACCGCAGCCUAUCUCAACGGCCCAAAAGACUUUUCCAGCGCUGAGACUUGGGCCGAUACUGCCAUGUCCCUUUGGUCGGCGGCUCAAGCCCCCUUCUCCAUAUCCCAAGCGACAGUUGAGCCCAUCGUUGCUCUCUUCUCCUCCCCAGCGCGUUCAAUCUGGAAAGACUCGUUGGCUAUUCCAGCAGUCGUUGCAGCGGCAUCUACCCUCAUCCUUCUCUUACAUUUGUUCCUCACUUCGACAUGGGGCAGAAAGCUACGAGGCAUUUCUCAAAUACCCACCGAAGAGGUCGAUGCUGCUCAACCCGUUGGUGUCCUUGCUGAAUUUCGUCAUCAUGUGGCCGACCACGGUGGAGAAGUUGUUUUCGCAUUCAAACUGGUCCGCUUGACUGCUUGUCUUGUGUUGCUUGGACUCUCCAUUACAACCCUGGCUCUCGAGGCUAAAGCUGAACAAAGUGUAUUUGGCAAAUGGGGCAAGAAACAUCCCAAAAAGACUCGUCCCUCAGAUGGGCUGAACACGAAGGAAUGGCUUCAAAUCGUGACUGCCAUGACCUUCUUUUACGCUACUGCCCUCGGGGUUACGACUGUGAUCGCAAAGCGGCGAUGGAGCGCGGUUGUCGUAAAGCAUCUGAACAUUGUUUUGCUUGCAGCUCUCGCGACGUAUUCUUACCGCGACGUGUUUCCGCUGAUAACCUACCAUCAUAUUCCUCUAGAUGCUUCAGAGGGCUGGAUAUUGUGGACCAAGUUGGGGGCUCUCGUGAUAGCCGCAGUGGUUGUCCCAUUGUUUAUCCCACGCGCCUAUGUCCCCGUAGAUCCCAAGAAUCCGAUGCCAGUUCCAAACCCAGAGCAAACAGCGUCCAUCUUCUCUCUCAUGUUCUACUUCUUCCUCGACCCCGUCGUCUUUUUAGGUUACCGUCUGCGCCACCUCUCCGCAGAUCAGCUGCCUCCACUAGCAGACUACGACUAUGCUGCCAAUAUGAGGGCUAGGAACUUUCCUCAUCUUGAAGUUACUCCCACCAACAAACGACACCUCUUCUUCGGGCUGAUAUGGACCUUCCGCAUUGAAUACUUGUGCAUGGCGCUCACUAUCAUUGUGAUGAGUACGAUGAAUUUUGCGUCGCCUUUGGGGAUUAAUCGCCUGCUCAACUACUUGGAAAAUCCGGACGUGGAACCUACCAUCAAGCCCUGGGUCUGGGUGUUGGCCCUGCUAUUCGGUCCAAUGACCGGAUCGACAGCAUUCCAGUGGUAUAUUUUCCUUGCGACUCGAACCCUUGUUCGUUGUGAAGCUAUCAUCACUCAACUCGUUUUCGAACAUGCUCUCCGGAUCAGAGUCAAGGCGGAAAGUAGCGAGAAGACACCCACCAGUGGUACUUCAACUCCUGCUCGUAGCGAGACUCCGUCGCCAGUUGAGGAGGGUUCUAGCGGUGACGAGACUGCGACUGAGACUGACGCAUUGUCGAGAGACGAAACACUGCAGGCAAGCUCGGCGAGCGUCAAAUCUAGUUCGUCCGCGAAGAAGGAUAAGGGCAAAGAGGCUGAAUCCGAUGCUGAAUCCGGUAAAGAUAACCUGGUCGGAAAGAUCACCAAUCUUGUUACAACCGACUUGACAAACAUUACGGAGUCCCGAGAUUUCCUGUUUAUUACCUUGCUCAUUCCCAUGGAAAUCACCCUUUGUGUGGUCUUCCUGUACAAUGUGUUGGGUUGGUCCGCGUUUGUCGGCAUGGCUGUGAUGGUCCUUCUCUUCCCCGUUCCCGGCUAUGUUGCCCAGAAGAUUCAAUAUGUGCAACAACAACGUUUGAAGAAGACCGACGCCCGUGUCCAAGUGGUAACCGAGACUAUGAAUGUGCUUCGGAUGAUCAAGCUCUUCGGAUGGGAACGACAAAUGAAUGAGCGUGUUGCGGAGAAACGAGAGGAAGAGUUGGGGUGGAUCUGGAAGAGGCAGAUGCUUGAUCUUCUGAAUGGGACUCUCAACUUUUUCAUCCCUGUUGUAACGAUGAUGGCGACAUAUGCUACUUAUACCAUCAUCAUGAAAGAGAAUCUGAGCGCAUCCAAGGUCUUUUCAAGCUUAAGUGUUUUCGACAUGUUGCGGAAUCAGCUUCACUUCAUUUUCUGGGCCCUCAGUCAGGCCGUCACUGGAAAAGUGUCCCUUGAUCGAGUAGACGAGUUCCUUCGCAGGACAGAACUCCUCGAUCGCUACACAGAGCCUGACCCGGCUGCCGCAGAACUUUUUGUUCCCGCAGACGUUGAAGAUAGCCAGAAGAUUGGUUUCCGUGAUGCAACAUUUGCCUGGACGAGCGAAAAGAUUGAUGGCACCCUCACUCCUUCUCGCCGCCGAUUCCUGCUGAGAAUUGACGGUGAGCUGUUGUUCAAGCCUGGAUGCAUCAAUCUUGUCGUUGGACCCACUGGUUCUGGCAAAACAUCAUUGAUCAUGGCUCUUUUGGGCGAAAUGCACUUUAUUCCGUCCGGACCUUCGUCCUGGUAUAAUCUUCCGCGCGCAAAGGGUGUUUCCUAUGCUGCUCAGGAAUCAUGGGUUCAAAAUGAAACGAUCAAAGAAAACAUUCUGUUUGGCGCGGUAUACGACGAAGAACGUUACAAAAAGGUCAUCUACCAGUGUGCCCUUGAACGUGACCUGGAACUGUUUGACGCUGGGGAUGCCACUGAGGUUGGUGAAAAAGGUCUUACUCUCAGUGGUGGGCAAAAGGCUCGAGUCACUCUCGCUCGCGCCAUCUACUCCAACACCGAAAUUAUUCUGUUGGACGAUGUUUUGGCUGCCCUCGAUGUGCAUACCAGCAAGUGGAUCGUCGACAAGUGCUUCCGUGGAGACCUCAUCAAGGGCCGCACUAUUAUUCUGGUGACCCACAAUGUCGCCAUGGCCAAACCGAUUGCAAGCUAUGUCGUUUCAAUGGACGUUGAUGGGACGAUUCAUAGCCAUGGCUCGAUUACGGAAGCCCUUGCGCAUGAUGAGGUGCUUGCGGAAGAGCUAAGCAAGGACGAGAAAAUCUUAGAUAAGAAAACGAACGAAGUAGACGCUGCUGCUGCACCGGUCGAACCCAAGUCGGAUGGCAAGCUAAUCGUUGCAGAAGAAAUUGAGGAGGGCCACGUCAGCAUGGACUCGCUCAAGCUCUACUUCGAAGGCAUGGGAGGCAACCAUGCAUUGCUGUUUUUCGGUGUCUUCCUGUUGGGAAUCAGCGCAACGGAAAUUUCUCAGGCCAUCCAAACUUGGUUCCUUGGAUAUUGGGCAAGACAGUACAGCAUUCAUGAUCCAGCUGAUGUUGAUGUUUUCUACUAUCUGGGCAUAUUCUGUCUUCUCCUGUUGGCUGCCAUGAUUAUAUACGCCAUGUCCUUCGUCUUCUAUUCGCUUGGCGUGUUCCGCGCUUCAAAGACUAUCCACAGACAGCUUGUGGAGUCUGUUCUCGGUACCACAUUGAGGUGGCUUGAUAUCACGCCCACUUCACGAGUGAUCGCACGAUGCACCGUCGAUAUCAGAACUGUUGACGGUGCAAUCAGCCAGGGGCUAUGGGCUUUGCUGGAAAUGUCGGUUUCGAUGAUCGUGAAAUUCGCUGCUGUUAUGAUUUUCACUCCGUUGUUCUUGAUCCCCGGAGUUCUGGUCGGCAUCCUUGGGGGCUGGUGUGGUCAAAUUUAUAUCGCGGCACAGCUCGGAGUUAAGCGGGAAAUGAGCAACGCAAAGGCUCCUGUCUUGGGACACUUUGGUGCCUCAAUUGCUGGUCUUACUUCAAUUCGUGCAUAUGGUGCGCAAGGAGCCAGUAUCAGCACAUCGAUGUCCCGUAUCGAUAGCUACACUCGUACUGCUCGCACUUUCUACAAUUUGAAUCGCUGGGUUUGCGUCCGUAUUGAUGCAUUGGGUGGCUUGUUUGCCGCGGGGCUUGCAUAUUACUUGGUGUAUUUCAAGACAUUCAACCCAAGUAAUAUUGGAUUCACGCUCAAUAUGGCCAUCGGAUUCUCCGGCAUGAUUCUGUGGUGGGUUCGAGUCUUGAACGACUUCGAGAUCCAGGGCAACUCUUUGGAACGAAUCAGAGGCUACAUUGACAUUGAGCAAGAGCCCAAACCAACAUCAGCGGGAACCCCACCGGCUUACUGGCCUGCCUCCGGAAACCUCACUGCAGAAGGACUCUCAGCUCGUUACUCUGCUGAUGGGCCCAAGGUUCUCCAAGAUAUUUCAUUCGAGAUUAAGGCAGGCGAACGUGUGGGCAUUGUUGGUCGCACUGGCUCUGGAAAGAGCAGCUUAACCUUGGCACUGCUUCGCACGAUUUUCACUGAGGGCAAGGUGUUAUAUGAUGGCAUCCCCAUUUCGUCUCUCAAUUUGGACGCGCUUCGGUCCAACAUUACCAUCAUCCCUCAAAUUCCUGAACUGCUGACCGGCAGCUUGCGAAAGAAUCUGGAUGUGUUCGACCAGUAUGAUGAUGCCACGCUCAACAGCGCGCUUCGUGCGGCUGGGUUGUUUGCACUCCAGAGCGAGAUGGAUGAAGGCCGGAUUACACUUGACUCCGAGAUUGCCAGCGGCGGAGGCAAUCUAUCGGUUGGUCAACGCCAAAUCCUCGCGCUGGCACGGGCCAUUGUUCGUGGUAGCAAGUUGUUGAUCCUUGACGAAGCCACCUCCGCGAUUGACUACAAAACGGACGCUGUGAUCCAAUCAUCGCUUCGGAAUGAACUGCCGAAAGACACCACUCUCCUCACGGUCGCUCACAGGCUGCAAACCAUUAUGGACGCCGAUAAAAUUAUGGUGCUCGACGCUGGUCGCAUUGUCGAGUUCGACUCCCCAAGAGAGCUGCUCAAGAACAAGAACGGCAAACUCCGAGCUCUGGUAGACGAGUCGGGAGACAAAGAUGCGCUGUACAAAAUGGCAGGGGCAGCAUAA